This is a messenger RNA of Jatropha curcas, 1173 nucleotides long. RefSeq names its product adenylate kinase 4. Gene Ontology annotation, molecular function: ATP binding; AMP kinase activity. NCBI's taxonomy places the organism in Eukaryota, Viridiplantae, Streptophyta, Magnoliopsida, Malpighiales, Euphorbiaceae. Gene Ontology annotation, biological process: nucleobase-containing compound metabolic process. The record is from RefSeq and is a predicted model, not a curated record.
ACUAUUUUGUUAAGGUCAAGGGGGUAAAGAAGUCAUUUGAGAGAGAAAGCUGGUAAGAGGGGCUUGAAUUUGAAGCAUUGGAAGGUCCGAACUCCCAACUAAAGCACCAGACUUUUCAUACACAGUAAACAAACACCUCUGGCGCUGGUCGUCGCUUUUGUUUCCAACUCUUUUACUCUCUGCUCUAAGCCUUAUCGUUUUCUGUUGCAAGCAAAAGACAAACUAGUCAAUGGCCAGCAGCUCACUCCCUAACUUAGAAGAUGUGCCGUCGGUGAAUCUCAUGACGGAGCUCCUCCGUCGUAUGAAGUGCUCCUCUAAGCCUGAUAAGCGUCUCAUUCUCAUAGGUCCUCCUGGAUCAGGUAAAGGUACUCAAUCGCCAAUCAUUAAGGACGAGUACUGCUUAUGCCACUUGGCUACUGGUGAUAUGUUAAGAGCUGCUGUUGCUGCUAAAACUCCUCUUGGUGUUAAGGCUAAGGAGGCUAUGGACAAGGGUGAACUCGUUUCUGAUGAUUUGGUGGUUGGCAUUAUAGAUGAAGCCAUGAAGAAACCAUCAUGUCAGAAGGGUUUCAUCCUUGAUGGAUUUCCUAGAACUGUGGUCCAAGCACAGAAGCUUGAUGAGAUGCUUGAAAAGCAGGGAGCUAAAAUUGAUAAGGUACUCAAUUUUGCAAUUGAUGAUGCCAUUUUGGAGGAAAGAAUUACUGGUCGCUGGAUCCACCCUUCAAGUGGUAGAACUUACCACACAAAAUUUGCUCCUCCUAAGGUUCCCGGCGUAGAUGAUGUAACUGGAGAACCUUUGAUUCAACGUAAAGAUGAUACUGCUGCAGUUCUUAAGUCAAGGCUGGAGGCAUUUCACAAGCAAACUGAACCGGUAAUUGACUAUUAUAAGCAGAAGGGCGUUGUUGCAGAGCUUCAUGCAGAGAAACCUCCGAAAGAUGUCACAGCUGAGGUUCAGAAAGUGCUCUCAUAAAAUUGGGCGCAUUUUAACUUCAUUUUUUUGUUGAGAUUUUAAUCGGGUUUUGUUCCCAUAUGUAUUUUAAACAUGCUUUCGCACAUGCUGAUCCUUUUUAUUCCCCUUUUACUCUGACUACAAAUGCCGGCUAUCCCUCCUUUACUGAGGUGUUUUAACUGAGUUCAAAUCAAAAUAAAUAUAUGACUACUUUGGUGUUAUCUUUG